GAGUGCCAGAUCCCAAGGUCAUGGAGUUUGUUGACCAGGGAUGACAGUGUUGAAUGCUGAGCUGAAGUCUAUGAAUAAUAUUCUCACAUAGGUUUUGGUUUUAUCUAGGUGGGUCAGGAUACGACAAAGAUAAUAUUGAUCAAUACCAGCUCUGUCAGUGAAAUGAUCAUAUGACUGUACUCACUGAUGGUUUCACAUGUUUAAUGAGGGGUAAAUACCUGGAGAGUAAGAACAGUGAAAGGUGAUCAGACUGUCCCUGGUGGGGGAAGGGAAUGGCUUUGUAUUUAGUCUAUUUUGUUCUCCAGUGACCAUUCGUUACAGAGGAAAAGGCAAGGUAGUGAAGGCCAAUGGGGGGGCUAGCAUCAGCCUAGCCUGGUGGUCUCCAUGCCUCCCACACCUAUGUUUACAAUCUUGCCACUGCCUCCGGGCACUUCCAGCCGGCGAUGUGAAUAGCGUCUCCCGGGGCGUCUUUGCGAUCUCCGGUGGAAGUUAUCAAAAACUCUCUGCAUUGUGCUCCAAUGACCAGGAGUUCUUGUCAGUUGUAUAGAGUAUGCUAGACUGUACUGAGUGAAUAAACUGAGAACGUAAAUUACUGCUAAUUUGCCAAAACUAGGUACAGCGCUGGGCUUCACGAUGUACAUGUGCCGCCAUCUUGGUCAUGAGCCAAAUUUGCAGUGUCAGCAUCACCAGGUGAGAUGCCCACCUCUGGGGAUGGAUUAGGCCCAUCUGCCUAAUUAUGACAUAGUAUUACAUUUUUUCAAAACGGUUUAUGAUAGAGAGAUUCAGGUUUUCUUGCUGUUUUUCUGAGAUUCCGCUGAAAAUGGCCAUGUGCAUUGUGUUUACGUAGCACAUUUCUUGGUUGUUUUCAUACAUCCAAUGCAACCUAACCCUAAGGCACACCUGACCAAUGAAAGGGUUGCUGAUUUUCGAAAUUCUAUGCUCCAUCGACCAAUGGAAGAAUGUUGCUAAGCAGUAUAUUUUCUUGUACCCAAUCAGGGGAAGGUCGACUGUUACGUAUUCUAGCAAAUCAAUUGGACUAUGUAGGCAUAUCCAUUUAGGUUUGCACGGGCUGGAUAGCUGUGUCCUGAACACAGAGGAGGAAUGCUAACAACAUGCUAAUGGAGCAUGAUAAUUGAGCACACAAAUAGAGAAAGGAUAGGCUACGUUUGUUCAACAGUUUAAUAAGUAUUAUUAUUAGUAGUAUAAAAUGGAAAAACUGGUAAAACUAUUUUACCUAAUGUAGCCAUAGUGCUUUUCUGUUUGCACGAGCUGUGUAGCUGAGUGACCAGAACACAAAGGAGGAAUGCUAACAACAUACCAACGGCGCGCACAGACAGAGAACGGAUAUGUGUUUUCAAAGGGUUUAUAAGUAUUAUUAGUAGUAGUAUUAAAUGGCAAAACGUAAAACACUUCUACCCAAUGUAGCCAAAGUCCUUUUCGGUUUGCACGAGUUGGAUAGCUGAGUGACCAGUACACAAAGGAGGAAUGCUUACAACAUGCUAACGGAGCACGAUAACGUCCAUUAUAGGACUGGUACAGUAGGUAACAUCAAAUAACCUGUUUAUCAUGAAAUACAAAUUAAAGUUAUUGUCUGCUUUGCAUAUUUGGAAUGGGAGAACUGUUCCACAUGGUUGUGAGGUCUGAAUUCAAUGAUAAAUAAUGGGUGACAAAAACCUAUUGGACUGCUUGCACAAAAUAUUAAUUAUUUUGUUGUUCUAUUCACAUUUGUGAUACAAUGCAUAUUUUUGUAAGAAAAAGGGUUUGCCAAGAUUAUUUGUAAUUGAAGAAUUGUUCCACAAAAAUUAGAUUUUGCUUUUAAAAUGAUUUACUUUAUUUGAUACCAAAAACAUGAUCCAUAUACAUUACAUACUGUUUAUAAAUCACAAUGUAAAAGUAAUGAAAACCGAAAAACAAUAACUACAUCCACUGGACUGGAUAAACAUUACUGUUAGAGUAGCAAACAAAACAUCUGUGAAUUUCAAGUUAAGUUGCUUUUGUGACUAAUAGGUAUUAGACAUUUUAUUUUUGUUAACUAGCUAGCCAACCUUGAAUGGCAGGAGCUCUGCCGUCCAUGAAAAGAUGGUGGGAACAAACCCUUGUUUCAGAUGGUUUUUAGUCAUUGGCCACAAAGUGAUCGCUGCUCACCAUCAGCUGGGCAACCACAUGAACAUGUGCAGUUUGUCUUUAUCGAACAAGGGCAUUAUUGCAUCUGACUUCCUUUCUUAAAGACCAAUAGUAAGACACUCCUUUGUCCCGCAUCUCAUUUAUCAAUCUUAGAACCACAAAGAAAAUUAUGAACUGGAUGACAGACAAAGACGUUUGCUCUAGAACAAAGUAGGGUUACAGAAAUACAACAGACCUAAAAACUGUCUGGGGUGAUGACAUAUGGUCAGGGAAGUGUCAAAGGGGCCAAAAUAUUUUUUCUGUAAACUUCCCCUUCAAAACAUUUCACAUGUACAUCCGUGCACCACCUCCUACUCUGUUGCUGACAUGUCUACCCCUGUUUCCAACUGUUAAAUAUAUGUGGCCAUACUUAUUACAUAGCAUUCUGUGCUGUGUCUCUGGGUUUAAAAUUGGAAGAUCUGGGCAUUUGCAGUAAUAAGUUAUGUUUCCUUAUGUUAAACUCCACUUUCUCUUUUGGUCAGUCAUGAGGGUUUCAGUGACUGACCUUUUGUUUGAGCUCAAUGCCAUCUCUAUGGAUGGCUCCGGAGGCUUUCUUGGGUAAGAAUCUGGUGGAUUUCCUUGGCUGGCCCCCCUGUUUCGUCCCCUGCUGGUUGCUAACACUGGUGGAACAGUUGUGGAUUAGUUUGGCUAGAUUUUCCCUGAAAACUAAUGGUUGCAUUUUAGCAGUGUUGGAUCGGCUAUCUCCUGAUGGAACUAAAGGUCCUUGUUCUUCCAGGUUGUUAACAGUCAGAGUUGGUGGGAAUCAAAUAGCCACCAUUAUUUAAGUUAAAGUUGAGUUUGGACAUCGUUUCUAAUGUUUGCACUUUCUGCAGGCUGUCCCUAACUUUGACCAAUUUCCUGGUGGAACUGGAGGUUCCUUUUCUUCUAGGUUCCAAGCAGUCAGAAUUGGUGGGAAUCAAAUAACUUCAAUUUUCACAGUUGAGAAUGUCAGAAGAAUGAGCAGAAGACUGGUGAAUCUGGCCCCUUUGCUGUCUCAGGCUGCAGCCUGCCUUUGAACAGAACCCUGGUUUCGGCCAUCGUGUCAGAGACUCCCUCGGUUCUGUCCUGUUCCUUUGACAUGUGGUCGAGGGACAUGGAGGAUUACCCACAGUCAUUGGAGUGUGUGUGACUCAGUGUGUGUGACCACUAUAUAAAACACACAAUGACUCACCACUUUAAGGCAGUCACCCAACUCAUGUACUGGCUGCGCUGUCACCAACCGUAGUUGGUGAUAUUUUGUGUUACUGAUCGUACACUGUUUCAAGACACAUAUGAUCAUAAAUGUACAUAUAUACACCAAGUAUACGAAACCCAUACCUGCACAACAGUGGGGCUGCAAAUACCUUGUCUGUACUCAAAUGCUAACUCACCCUACUAGCAUCCUCAAGGCAAGGGACAAAGAGUUUGCCCACUAAUUAGGCAGAGCUUUUAUCCACUAUGUAGAAUGUCACCAUUUCCAGUCCCUACAGAAAACACCAGCACCAAACUAAGGCUUAGCUAUCCCAUACAGUUUUACUGCCUUUGUCACCCCCUCUGCCGUGUUUGUGAGGGAAUGAGGUACCACGCAUUUUGGGCCCCAUGCUGUUCAAGUUGCAAUGAAGAGUGGAUCUGAAAUCAGUGAAUACAGGCGUACGCUAAGUACUUAUAGCCCAGGAGGUGAGGCUCCCAGCUCCUUUGCCUCUGCUAGGCCUCAUCAUGCAUGAUUCUUUUCCAUUCAUGGGACCUCAUUCACUCCCUUCAACUAAGGUUGUAUUUAAAACCCAAAAUAUUUCCCAGUUUAUAGCAUGAAGACUCACCACAUGUCACUCAUUUACUCUGGGUGCAAAGCUCUGGAUCUACACAUAUGACAGUGUGUCCCAGUUUCCAUCAACAUCCAUUGAAGAAGUGGACCAAUUUUCCACUGGCCACGAUCAAAUGCUCAAAUCUAUUAAUAUUUAAACCCAGAGACAAGUCAGCAUACAACAUUUUUAUUCUGUUUACAUAUUGUGUUUGUGUCUCAUAUUUUGUUUGUUAUCCUACAGUUUGCAAUUACCCAGUUUUCAACAGAUUUUAAAAUCCAUAUGAGCUUUAAUGAUUUCAAAAGCAACAUCCAAUCUUGGGAGAAUAAACUACAAGGCAUCUUUCAACAAAAUGGAAUGACAUUUACUGCUAAAGCCAUCAACAGAAUUGUUGAUUCAGUAUUCAUACCUGGACAAGGAUGCAGGCAAAAGGCUAAAAAGGUCUUGAUUGUAAUAACAGAUGGAGAGUCAACUGACCCACACUUGCUGCCAAAAGCAGUUCAGGCCGCUGAAAGGGCUAACAUUAUUCGAUUUGCAAUUGGGGUGGGCAGUGCCUUUUCUUCAUACGAUGGAAAGAAGGAGCUAGAAUCAAUUGCUUCUUCUCCGAAAAUUAACCACAUGUUUCAAGUUUACAAUUUCCAAGCACUUCAGCAAAUCAGCCGUUCAUUACAGAACAGCAUUUUCCCAAUUGAAGGAUCUCAGGCGACUGGAGAAUCUAUUGAGAUGGAAAUGGCCCAGGAGGGAUUUAGUGCAGCAUAUACACCUUGGGGAGGAUUCCAUGUGGCAUCUGUUGGAGCCUUCCAAUGGAGGGGGGCUUACCAGGAAUACACAAGUGCCACUAAAACCCCCAUUUUAAAACAGAGUCCAAACAUGGAACCAGAUAGCUAUAUGGGUUAUUCCAUGGCAGUUGCUCGUACAAGAAUUCGCCAGUUUACCAUUUUAGGUGCUCCAAGGUAUAAACACACAGGUAGAGUGGAGGUGUUCUCCCCUGGAGUCAACUACAAGCCAGUAGAUUUUUCAGGACAGAGUGGUGCUUAUUUUGGGUCCGAAAUUUGUGCCGUGGAUAUAGAUAAUGACUCCUAUAUGGACUUCGUCCUGAUAUCUGCUCCAACAUUUACUGACAGACAAAGAGAGGGCAGGGUCUAUGUUUGCACUAUCAGUGACUGGUCUGGAGUGGUCUGUGGAUUUACUGCUGAGAUGACACUGCAGGGGGAUGUAGGAAAGAUCGGCAGAUUUGGAACUUCUCUUGCCCAACUUCCUGAUUUGAAUGUAGAUGGUUUUAAUGAUCUAGCUGUUGGAGCACCUCUGGAGAACAAUGGCAAAGGAAGUGUUUACAUAUUCCAUGGGUCAAGAAUUGGAAUCAGUAACAUCUAUUCUCAGAGAAUUUCAGGCUUUGAUGUACAGUCUGGAUUAAAGUUUUUUGGACUAUCCAUCAGUCAGUCUUCUCUGGACAUGAGUUCAGAUUCUCUCCCAGAUUUGGCUGUGGGAUCUAAGGGAGCUGUCCUCUUACUCAGGUCAAAGCCUAUAGUAACAAUUAGUACACUAGUGUCCUUCCAUCCUCCCAAAAUAUCUACUGAUGCUUCAAGAAGCAAUAUUGCUCUGAAACACACUGCUACAGUCUGUUUCACCAUGACGAAAAAGACAGCAGACAAUACCAAAGGUAAAGCAAAGAUUAAUUAUACUUUGACCCUGGAUGUGACCCGCCAAGCUCCAAACUAUCGUGCUUAUUAUAACAGUCAAGAUAAAAUGAGGAAGAAAACCGAAACUGUCACAUUGUCACAGGGACAGCAGUGCUUUGAUCAUAUCUUCUAUAUUAUGGAAGACCCAGAAGAUGCCCUUAAUGAAUUGUCUAAUGAACUUGACUAUACAUUUGAAGGGUUGCCAUCAUCUGAAGGACUCAGUUUAAGCCUUUCCCCACAGACCCCGACUACAACAUAUCAUCCUUUAAGCUUUGAGAUCAGUUGUGGAACUGAUAACAACUGUGUGGACAACCUCAAAGUUGAUUUUAAUUUCACUGGAUCCUCAGAGAUGAAAGUGGGCAUUGAUGAUGUAUUAAAUGUGACAGUGUCAGUUGAGAGCCGGGAAGAAAACUCUUACAAUAGUCGAGUCAUUCUCACUUACCCUGCAGGACUGUCAUUCAGGAAGUUCAUCACAAUCCAAGGAAAAGUGGAGUGUAACUCCAUAGACAGUGAGCAUGGUGUAACAUGGGGAAAGAGUGACUGCACCAUUAAUAAGCCCAUCUUCAAAAGCAAUUCAAAGGUUUUCUUUGUAAUCUCCUAUGGAAUAGAUAGUAAAAGUGUCUUUGAACAAAUGGUGACUUUCACUGCAAAUGCCUCAAGUGGAAAUAAUGAACAUGCCCCAGGUAGUCAACUUCACAAAGUGAACAUGAUUGGUGUCAAAUACAGCAUUUAUGUUUUGAUCACAAGACACGAGGAUUCUACCAGGUACAUUAAUUUCACUGCUGGGAAAAUGUCUAUGCAGAAACACAUGAAUCAAUCAUUUGUGGUUGUGAAUUAUGUAAGAGACUUUAAUCUUACUGUGAAGAUCAUGGUGCCAAUGAAACUUGGAGACAAAUAUAUCUGGGCUGAUCCAGAUGUUUUAAAUAUUCCAGGUUGUCACAGAGAGAAUGAUGAGAAACCUAUUGCAACAGAUUUUGCGGACAAACUGAAAAAAAAAGCUGCUGUGGACUGCUCUGUUGCAAUGUGCAGGGUGUUUGUGUGCAGUGUUGUCAUGAGAAAAGACGCUCGCAAUUCUUACAGCAUUGCUGGUAACAUCAGCUCUGGAUGGAUAGAACAGAUUGGUCUUGAGUCUGCCCGCUUUAGCUUGGUCAGCAGUGCCACUCUGUAUUAUGACAGAAACCAAUACAUCUAUUUUUCUUCAGACUCCAAAAACAACCCACCUGUCCAGACGAUUGAAACUGAAGUGGAGGUGUACCCUGAGAUUGAUUUCACAAAGGAGAUCAUUGGUGGCGCAGUGGGAGGUCUGCUCCUGUUAGCUUUGAUCACUGCUGGGCUGUAUAAGGCUGGGUUUUUCAAGAGCCAGUUCAAACAGAUGAUGCAGGAUGCACCUGCCGAUGAACCAGGGGGUGAUGUACAAGAAACUGUACCAGCGGAAUAACAACAAUCAACAACGCUGGUUCUUUAAAAAUCAAAAGUAAAGAGUUCACGGAAACCACAAAUGGGUUUAGUCAUUUUGCUGCACAGAGUUGGAACAAAUCGCUGUUUUCUUCAUCCUUUUAUUAAUCUUUUAGACAUCUUAAAUGUGAUGUUUUUAUUUGUAUGCUUUGAAUUUUAUGCGCAAUAUUUCUUUUUUUUGCUGUAUUUUUUUCUUGUUUAAAGCUCUGUCUUUAUGAAAGAAACGUGAUAUACAAAAACAUGUUACUUGAUUUGCAAUUAGCUGUGUUAUUGUGAGAUCAGGAUUUGAAUCCAACUCACAUACUAGUUCAUUGCUGCAGUGAAGAAGAGCCUUAAUGAAUUAAAAUAAUAAUUGUUACUUGAAAAAACAACAAGGCAAAACUGGGAAUGAUAUGCUAUGCACAACUUCAAAGCCUUAUAAAGUUGGAUUUACAAAUCAGUGUGACCCAGUGAAAUAACAAUAUUGCUACCAAAAAUACUGAACUUGAUGAUAUAAAAGCCAAGUUCAGUGUGUAGAAUGAGUAUGCUUUAAUACAAACAGUAGCUUGCUAAUUGCUUGCUGGGAACAAUCUAGUCAUCAAUCAUGGAUUGUUUGAAGUUUGAAACCAUGAUUUCUUUCUGAGCAGUUAAAGAGUAAUAGGUGAAUUUGUACUUGUAAUUGUGAUUACUUAAUGUUAUCAUAAUUUGAUUAUUUCAGAUGUUUAUAUUUGGAAAUGUUUAUCGGUCAAAUAAAAUACAAAUGUACGGCAAA
Messenger RNA from Esox lucius (northern pike), 7826 nucleotides. RefSeq names its product integrin alpha-M. The coding region runs from base 4224 to 7058 and encodes 944 amino acids. Gene Ontology annotation, biological process: cell-cell adhesion; cell-matrix adhesion; cell adhesion mediated by integrin. NCBI's taxonomy places the organism in Eukaryota, Metazoa, Chordata, Actinopteri, Esociformes, Esocidae. Gene Ontology annotation, molecular function: integrin binding. Gene Ontology annotation, cellular component: integrin complex; external side of plasma membrane. The record is from RefSeq and is a predicted model, not a curated record. The transcript is spliced from 25 exons.